Melopsittacus undulatus (budgerigar) is the source of this 2033-nucleotide messenger RNA. RefSeq names its product vasoactive intestinal polypeptide receptor. Bases 165 to 1418 code for a protein of 417 amino acids. Gene Ontology annotation, biological process: cell surface receptor signaling pathway; adenylate cyclase-modulating G protein-coupled receptor signaling pathway. The transcript is spliced from 13 exons. The record is from RefSeq and is a predicted model, not a curated record. Gene Ontology annotation, cellular component: plasma membrane. NCBI's taxonomy places the organism in Eukaryota, Metazoa, Chordata, Aves, Psittaciformes, Psittaculidae. Gene Ontology annotation, molecular function: vasoactive intestinal polypeptide receptor activity; G protein-coupled peptide receptor activity; peptide hormone binding.
UCAGGAGGGGAAACAUUCAGUUUAGAUAUGAGCCUAUGUUUGUGGGUUUUAUCUCAUUUAACUGUAGAUAUUUGCAGUCUAGACAUCCACCCCUCAGCCACUUGUCUAAGGCUCCCUGGAUGAAGCCAUGAAGGGUGUCCAGCACACGUCCAGAGUGCAGCAUCAUGCAGGAGAUUGAAGAGGAGCGCAGCCAGUGCUUGGCAGAGCUUAUUGGGGAUAACCAGACUUCAGGUUGCAGAAGGCAAUGGGACAAUAUCACAUGCUGGCCUGAAGCAGAAGUGGGAGAAGUUGUAGUACGGCCAUGCCCAAAGUACUUCAGAUUCCUCACAACUUUUCUUGGAAACGUGACCAGGAAUUGUACAAGCCAGGGCUGGACAGAUGUGUACCCUGCGCCGUAUGCUGUAGCUUGUGGAUAUGAUUCCAACAGCACUCCAGGGGAAGAGCAAACGGCAUUCUAUGGCACUGUCAAGACUGGCUACACCAUUGGACAUACCUUAUCGCUCAUUGCUCUCACAGCUGCUAUGAUCAUUUUAUGUCUCUUCAGAAAGCUACACUGUACUCGAAAUUAUAUUCAUAUGCACCUCUUCAUGUCCUUUAUAAUGAGAGCCAUCGCAGUCUUCAUAAAAGAUGUCAUCCUAUUUGAAAGUGGAGAAUCUGAACACUGCUUUGUGAGUUCAGUAGGCUGCAAAGCCAUGAUGGUUUUCUUCCAGUACUGCAUCAUGGCCAACUUCUUCUGGCUACUGGUGGAGGGGCUGUAUCUUCACACCCUGUUGGUCAUCUCCUUCUUUUCAGAGAGGAAGUACUUUUGGUGGUACAUCUUGAUUGGCUGGGGUGCCCCCUCUGUGUUCAUCACUGCUUGGACAAUUGUCAGGAUUUACUUUUUCGAUGUUGGGUGCUGGGAGGAAAUAGUGGAAUCCCCAUUCUGGUGGAUCAUUAAAACUCCUAUUUUGGUGUCUAUUUUGGUGAACUUCAUUCUCUUCAUUUGCAUAAUCCGUAUCCUAGUCCAAAAGCUGCAUUCCCCAGAUGUUGGACACAAUGAGACCAGCCAAUACUCGAGGCUGGCCAAGUCCACACUGCUGCUGAUCCCUCUCUUUGGCAUUCACUACAUCAUGUUUGCUUUCUUCCCUGACAAUUUCAAAGCAGAAGUUAAGCUGGUGUUUGAGCUCGUGGUUGGAUCGUUCCAGGGAUUUGUGGUGGCUGUUCUGUACUGUUUUCUCAACGGGGAGGUCCAAGCUGAGCUCAAGCGGAAGUGGCGGAGGUGGCAUCUGGAGCGGUUCCUGGGUUCAGACAUGAAAUAUCACCACCCUUCCCUAGGCAGCAAUGGUACCAACUUCAGCACCCAGAUCUCCAUGCUGACCAAGUGCUCACCAAAGACACGUCGGUGCUCUGGCUUCCAGGCUGAAUUCUCUCUGGUGUGAUGGGGAGAGCCUCUCCAAGAACUGAGCAUCCAAGUGACAAACUCAAAGACAGAAGAAUCCCCCAGGAAUCAGUGAUCCAAUGACAAAUCCUUGUGAAUUGACAUGCUCCGCAUGAGCCAACAGAGGACACAAAACUGGAAGAGCCACUGGCAUCCAGAACAAGUUCAGACAAGCCAGGAGGGAGAGAAAUACUUUUCCUCUCCCUCUUUUCAGACCUUUCACUCUAAGUUUCAAGCCCUCAGGGGUUGAUAACUACAAGUAAAGGUCCCAGUCACUUGAGGAGAGCCUGGGAGAUCUUGAAGUAUCAUAAACAAUGAAGUACAGGUGGUAAGGGAGAGGAGAGACUGAGUCCUCGGUGGCUUUACCAGAACUGGCAUCUCUGAAACAGAUAAAAUUGCACUUUUAAAAAAAUGAGCCAGUACAGGAGAGAAGGAGACAAGAAGAGGCAAGAGGUGGGGGGGGUGGGAGUGUUGGGAAGCCAAACAUACGAAUGUGCCAAAAGUUCUAUUGAUAAGAAGUGGCGAUAAGGUACUGGAGACAGAGUCAGGGACAUGAGAAGAGAUGGGAGGAACUUGAGCAGGAAAGGGAGAGACCAGUGCACAGCGCUUGCCUCUG